ACGGGUUUGUCUUGAAAGGCCCUUAUUUCAGAGUCCUAGACAGACAGACACAUAUUCUCUCUCACUACAUAACCGAGGACCGAAAAAAUUAUUAUUAUUUUUUAAAAUGUAAUUUUAUUAUUAUCUCCUUCCUUUCUUUUCUUAUUUAUUAAAAAAUAAUAAUAAUACCAAAUCAACUGCAUCCCACAGUGCCACUCCUCUUCCCCAACAUUUUUAUCCACCACCAUUCACACACUCUCUCUCUCAUUUCAACCCCACACUCCUUAAACCCACUGUGUCCUUCUCAGAUCUCCUUUUCUUUCUUUCUCUCUCUCUCUCUAUCUAUCUCACUCAUAGACUCAGACAUAGUGAGAAGAAGCUAAAAAAAAGAAUAGAGUGUUUUUUUUCCUUAGCUUGUUGUUUUGUAUCGAUCAUCCAUCUUCAAUGGCUUUGAUGCUAGACAAUUGCGAAGGCAUAUUACUGUCGUUAGAUUCCCAUAAAUCAGUCCCAGCACCAUUCCUAACAAAGACUUACCAGCUGGUUGACGAUCCCUCCACCGACCAUAUAGUCUCUUGGGGUGAAGACGACACUACCUUCGUCGUUUGGCGGCCUCCUGAGUUCGCUCGCGAUCUCUUACCCAAUUAUUUCAAGCACAACAACUUCUCCAGCUUUGUCCGCCAGCUCAACACCUAUGGUUUUAGAAAGAUUGUACCGGAUAGGUGGGAGUUUGCGAACGAAUUCUUCAAGAAGGGAGAGAAGCACUUGCUGUGUGAGAUCCACAGAAGAAAGACGGCUCAGCCUCAAGUAGCAGUUAACCACCACCACCACCACCACCACAAUCCACAUUCUCCGCUAGGUAUCAACGGCCCAAGUUUCUUCCCCUUUUCGAGCCGAGUUAGCAUCUCGCCCUCCGAUUCCGACGAGCAGCAUAAUUGGUGCGACUCGCCGCCGCCGCCUCUCUCGUCGCCCAGGGGAGGAAACACCGGAGGAGGAGUUCCCGCUGCAGGAGGAUGUAACUAUAACACUUCGGUUACAGCUCUGUCGGAGGACAACGAAAGGCUGAGGCGGAGCAACUCCAUGUUAAUGUCUGAGCUAGCCCACAUGAGAAAACUCUACAAUGAUAUAAUUUAUUUUGUUCAGAACCAUGUGAAGCCUGUGGCUCCGAGCAAUUCUUAUCCUUCUUUGCUUCUUUGCAAUGCACCCGCCUCAGUCAUAAAUUCGAAUAAUAAUGCUUCCACCCUACACAACAAGCCUUUGAACCAGUUCCUUGGGUAUUAUCCUAAUAAUAACAACCCUAAACAAAACCAUCCUCCUCCUCCUCCUCCUCAGCUUCAUGCUUUGAACUCUCCCUCUACUACGUCCAAGAGUUCAGUCACGAUUCUCGAAGAACCAAGCAGCAACGGAUGCAAAACCAAGCUCUUCGGUGUGCCGCUUCAUUCCAAGAAAAGAUUGCAUCCCGAGUAUGCUUCUAAUCCUACCACUAUGGAGACCAACAAGGCUCGUUUAGUUCUGGAAAAGGAUGAUCUAGGCCUCAAUCUCAUGCCUCCCUCCACAUGUUAGUUAGCUUUAAUCAAAUCUAUUUAAGAAUAUCAAAGCCUUUCAAUUUAUUAUUAUUAUUAAUUUUUUUUUAAAAAAAUUUUCCAGCUUGAUUUUUUUUUCUUUCCUGUGAGUUUUGGGUCCGAAGAACAGUCAGAUGAUGAUAACAUCAUUGGUAAAAUAUGUGUGUGCGUGCGUGUGAGUGUCUGUGAUUUGAGUCUGCGACUCCGUGUACAUAUAACUUCAGUGCCGGUGAUAUCUUUGUUUACUCACCGUCAUGAAUGCGCAGGUGGGUUUUGGUUAGAGCGAAAAAAAAAAAGGCCAACACCAUCGUUUCUUUUUUUAAUUAACUUUUUUUGCCAUUCCGAGUGGUGCAAUUUAAUGCUCUCUAUCAUGGGAUUUCUA
Messenger RNA from Ziziphus jujuba (common jujube), 1920 nucleotides. Its product is annotated as heat stress transcription factor B-4. Gene Ontology annotation, molecular function: DNA-binding transcription factor activity; RNA polymerase II cis-regulatory region sequence-specific DNA binding. Gene Ontology annotation, biological process: regulation of transcription by RNA polymerase II. Gene Ontology annotation, cellular component: nucleus. The transcript is spliced from 2 exons. The coding region runs from base 424 to 1539 and encodes 371 amino acids. NCBI's taxonomy places the organism in Eukaryota, Viridiplantae, Streptophyta, Magnoliopsida, Rosales, Rhamnaceae. The record is from RefSeq and is a predicted model, not a curated record.